CAAAGUCAAUCUGUAAAGUGAUAAAUAUUUUUCUAUUAUUUUGUAAUUUGCUAAAUGUACAUACAUAACUUAUAAAUGUAUUUAAAACACUGAUAAUCUAUUUAUUAUUAUAUAUACUAAUAGCUACUAAGCACUCAUUAUUUGCCCAUUUUCUGAAAUGUGGGCUUAAACUUUUUUAAAACAAGACUUUGGCAAAUCCAGACCUAAUGAUUCGUCAAGGCAGUAUUGAUGACAUAAAUGCUCAACAGUUCCUAAAGAUAGCAAACUAUGAAGACACCGUUAGACAAUUAGAUAUUUACUAUGCUAUUGUUAAGAGACAACUUUUAAGAUUCCAAAGCCCAAUUACAGGGCUAUUCCCAGUACUUUCAUCAGAUUUACAUGUUGGUAGUGUCAGAGAUAGCAUUUAUUGUGCAUCUGCAGUAUGGGGCCUUUAUCAGGCAUACAGACGAAUAGAUGAUGACAGAGGCAAGUCUCAUGAACUAGGACAGAGUACAGUGAAGUGUAUGCGUGGCAUAUUAGAAUGUUGGAUAAAACAAGCAGCAAGGGUUGAAGCAUUCAAAACAAGACAAAGUGCAGCUCAUGCACUGCAUGUUAAAUUCCAUCUGACAACAGGAGAGCCUGUGCUUAGUGAUGAUCAGUACCAUCAUCUUCAAAUUGAUGUGGUUUCAUUGUAUUUGCUGUUUCUGGUACAAAUGAUCACAUCUGGUCUGCAGAUAAUUUAUACACAGGAUGAAGUAGCAUUUGUACAGAAUUUAGUGUACUAUGUGGAAAGAGCAUACAGAACUCCUGAUUAUGGAAUGUGGGAGAGAGGCUCCAAAUACAAUGAUGGAAAACCAGAAAUACAUGCAUCUUCUAUAGGGAUGGCAAAAGCGGCCUUAGAAGCUAUCAAUGGAUGCAAUUUGUUUGGAGACAAGGGCGCGUCCUGGAGUGUGGUGUAUGUGGAUAUUGACGCACAUAAUCGAAACAGAAGUAUUUUUGAAACCAUGUUACCUCGUGAAUCGAGUUCCAAGGGAGUAGAUGCAGCACUUCUACCUACGAUAUCAUUUCCUGCAUUCGCUACUCACGAAGAACUCUUAGUUCAAUUGACAAAAUCGAACCUGUUAAAUCGUUUGAAAGGCAAAUACGGUUUUAAAAGAUUCAGCCGAGACGGAUUUAAGAGUGCACUCGAAGAUCCAAACAGACGAUAUUAUAACGAGGGAGAAUUAAAAGAGUUUGAUGGUAUUGAGUCCGAGUGGCCUCUAUUCUAUGUGAUGAUGAUAAUAGAUGGAGUGUUCCGCACUCUGCCUGAACAAGUGGAAGAGUACCAGAGGCUGUUGAAAUCUAGAAUUUAUAUGGAUGAGUUUGGAGAUCCAGUAAUUCCAUGGUACUAUUAUGUGCCGCGCGAAGGAAUAGAAAAUGAACGCAGCGAACCUUAUUCAGUUCGGAGACUUCCAGCGAACCAACCCGGUGAUAGCGAAAAUAAAGAUACCGGUGGUUUAUUUCUCUGGGCGCAGUCAUUGUUCGUUCUGGCGCAACUGUUAACGGGUGGUUUACUGCAUGUCAAUGAACUGGAUCCCAUUCGUCGAUACUUACCCUCUUAUAACCGACCCCGUCGAGCCGGGAGGUAUUCUGCUUUUCAGGCUAAACCGACGUUUGGUAUCGCGACGGAUCUUGUGGUGCAAGUUGUUUUAAUAGCUGAGUCGAUGAGGCUUCAAGCUAUGAUGGGCACUUACGGCAUACAAACACAAACGCCACACGAAGUCGAACCAGUUCAGAUCUGUAGCUCUACUCAAUUAGUGCACGUUUACCGAGAACUAGGGGUUUGUGCCAAAUUAAAGCUCACAGGCCGGCCAAUCAGACCUGUUGGAUCAUUGGGGACCAGUAAAAUAUACAGAGUCUGCGGCAUGACGGUAUUAUGUUAUCCGCUAAUAUUUGAAGUGUCUGAAUUCUAUCUGUACCGAGAUAUGGCGUUGCUGAUCGACGAUAUCAAGACUGAGUUACAGUUUGUUGGAAAGUACUGGCGCCUAUCCGGCCGGCCGACCGUCUGCCUGCUGGUGCGCGAGGAGCACAUGCGCGACCCGCACUUCAAGCAGAUGCUCGACCUGCUCGCGAUGCUGAAGAAGGGCCACUGCGACGGGGUCAAGGUGCGGCUGGGGAGGUUGCAGAAUCUCAUCUCUAGCUCCUGCAUCGAGCACCUCGACUUCAUGAGCCAAGGCGAGUUCCCGUCGGAGAUGUUCACGCAGUUCAAGCAGCUGCAGCACGACUACAUCGGCUACCAGUCGCUGACGGACGUGCCGCGCACGCUCACGUACCGCGAGCAGAGCGUCAGCUACGAAGCGUACCGGCACCGCGCCACGCCCGACGUGGUCGCCGCCUUGCGCGCCACAGAUAAUAUAUUUGCGCAGUCGCAGCUCUGGGGCAUUCUCAUGGACAGGGAGGGGCCGAUGUAUGAGGUCAACGGUGUAAAUGCUCUGGAGUCGCUCAAGAGCCUGUACCACAGCGCUGGUGUGUUGCGACACUGGAAGGCGGUGCGGUAUUGUUCCUCUCUGCUCAACCACACUGUGGACUCUAUAAGCCCUUUUAUUACCACUGUCUUGGUUAAUGGAAAGCAGCUCACCGUCGGUGUGAUCGGUCAGAAAGAGACAGUGUUCGACAAACCUAUGACACCUGGGGAAAUACAGUCCGUCAUGUAUAGCACUAUUCAACCUUAUGAUGUUAUCGGCGCCGUAUUACAACAGGAAAUUGUAUUAUACUGUGGACGAUUAAUAGGCACGAAUCCGGACAUGUUUAGAGGCAUUCUUAAAAUCCGAGUCGGUUGGGUUCUCGAGGCUAUUCGGAUAUAUCUGGAGUUAUUCCCCAAUGAGAAAAAAGCAGAUGCCACAUUGGAAAGCUUGUCGCCGUACAAAUUGCGGACUCUUCUUCAAAAAGUGUUAACUGUCUCUGAUUGGGCUGAUGAGAAAGGGUUAACACCUUUACAACGGCGUCAGCUCGAAGGCUGCUUGUGUCGAGUGCCAAAACACUUCUAUGUUCAGGUGUGGGAUAUUCUUCUGCGAACACCCCAAGGAAUCAUUGUACAAGGUCAUGCAAUACCAGCACAGCCGACCCUAGUCAAUAUGUCCCGCUCGGAGCUGUCAUUCGCGUUGCUCGUAGAGGAAGCGUUAGUUCGCAUCGCGUCCGCGGCGCGGCGCCAGCUCUGCGUCGAGCUACUCUGUGUGUUCGCUACAAUCCUGCGCCGCAACCCCGAGCUGUAUAUGCAGCAGCCUCUGGACCUUGACAAGUUGUUAGAUGACGCACACUCCACAUAUGCUAAGGAUAGCGGCCAACCAGAAACAACUUGUUCACUAGCAGGCGCAGCGGCCGGCGUGACGCUGGGUUACCUGGCGCGGGCGGUCGUCAACAGCGUGCUGCAGACCGCCGCGCCGCACCUCGCCGCCGCGCAGCCGGCGGCACAUGACUCGUGUCUCAUUACGUAAAUAAUACUUUUAACAGCUCCUUAUUCUGUCAUUAUUAGAAUUUUCUUUUGAUUCUAAUUUUAUUUUAUAUUGUAUACCAGAUAAUAUUAAAUAAUUAUAUCAAAUUGAAAAGAAAUAAGAAAGAAGACGAGCAAUCGUCGAUGUUGGAAUGUAUAGUGCAAAACGUACAUUGAUUUUUAUUUUUUAACAUUUGUUAAUAAGCCGAGCUACUAAUUCACUCGCUCGAGUUUAGGUAAAUUGCUAUUUUUGUGUGCAACGUUUAUGCAGCCACACGCGUAAAUGUCGAACUCAGUCAUUGCUUCUACAAUUUUUCUUUAUUUUAAAUUAAUUAAAUUUUCCUCAGAAACAAUCGAAAUUAGUAGAUUUGUGGCACGGCGUCUAAAUAUCUGUACUUUUACAUAAAAUAACGCCUCUCAUUGUGUUAUUUUGCAUAUCAUUUAUAUUUUGUAAGUUCUGUAUUUUUACUGUAAGAUAAUAUAAGUAUAUUACAAUUUCUUAUAGUGUAAAUGAACCUGUUGAAUAGUUUUCUAUAAAACUUUCUUGGUAUUAAAUUGUAUAAACAUCUAUCUAGAAUUCCACUAAAACAACACUAAAUUAUAAUGGUUUAUAAAAUAUACACAAACAUUAU
Messenger RNA from Zerene cesonia (dogface butterfly), 4080 nucleotides. RefSeq names its product probable phosphorylase b kinase regulatory subunit beta. Gene Ontology annotation, cellular component: phosphorylase kinase complex. Bases 207 to 3452 code for a protein of 1081 amino acids. The record is from RefSeq and is a predicted model, not a curated record. Gene Ontology annotation, molecular function: calmodulin binding. Lineage: Eukaryota; Metazoa; Arthropoda; Insecta; Lepidoptera; Pieridae. Gene Ontology annotation, biological process: glycogen metabolic process. The transcript has 22 exons.